AUGGCUUCUCUAGAUUUUGACGAUUACGACAAUAUUCUCUCAUCAUUGGAUGGAUCACAGAGACAGCUGCAUUUGCAGCAGCAGCAGGGGCAUCAGACUUUUGGCAUGACUCCGGCCCCUAAUUUGAACCAUAUCAAUUAUAAUGAAAACGGGACUUUGGACCAACAACAGCAAAGACACGUGAUCGAUGGCCACAUUCUAAAGCUUCAGCAGCAGCAGCAGCAGCAACAACAACCAACGCUGCAGAACUUGCAGCAGAGACAGCAGCAACAACAAACACAAAAUUUUAUGACGGGACCUCAAAGGUUCGGGUCUACAAGUUCUUCGUCAAACGUGAGUUCUGAUAUGAACUUUAACGAUUUCAAUGAUGCAGUCAGCAGCCUAAGUGGCUCUAUAGUGUCUCCGUACUCGUCCGGGUCAUCACCAGACGACUUUUUUCUAAAUGACCCAGUUGCAAAUGCAAAUGCCAACAAUCCAAACUUCGUUCCUAUAGACGCCAACUUGACUGCCAGACACAACCAGAACUGGGUUGGUGUUAACACAGAAGAGGCUGCACAAUCCGCUGGAACGGGUGCAAAUGCCCCCGGUUUUGUCCCUAUGGGUGAGUCGAUGUCUACAAGCACUGUUACAUACAACACUGCUUCUAUUUUUGACCACGGCAACACUAAUAACAACAAUAAUAACAACAGCAACAGCAACGUCAACAAUAUUAACGCCAACAAUAGUGUAGCGGCUCCGGCUCCAGCAAACUCGGGUGUCAUAUCACCAAAUUCGAAGCGGAGAAAACGCAGCGUCGGAAAAAAGAUGAAGGUGAAGGUAAAGAAGGAACCGGGAUCGCUAAAUUUGAGCAAGAUCAAGUCGAACGACGACUAUUCCAACGGUUCUGUCAUGAGUAGUCCUGCAAGCAGGGGCCGAAAGAAGAGUGGUGCCUCUGUGCGACCUAAAAACGAGGCUAAUGUUAAAAACGGCGGUCGAAAAAUGAAAUGCUCGCAUAAUUUGAUUGAGAAGAAGUACAGGACCAACAUAAACUCGAAGAUCGUCGAGCUCCGCAACUGUGUUCCUUCCUUGAGAAUUUUGAUCUCGAGAGAUAGAGCUGGAAACAGAAAUGCCGGACCCGGAUCAGCUUCCGGAAGUAACGGUACUGAUGGCUCGGGAAACAUGGAUGACCUUCAAUUUGACGAUGACUAUGUUGGAAAAGGUUAUAGUGAUGAUGAGAGAAAGUUGGACGGCCUCAAACCGGCCAGAAAGCUCAACAAGGCCACAAUUCUUUCAAAGGCCACAGAGUACAUCAGGCAUUUGGAAAUCAAGAACGAGCAGUUGGUCGCAGAGAACGAGAAACUAAAGGAGCUCAUGAUAGCAAGUGGAAAUGCCACAUUUGACAUGAUGCAAGAGGAAAUGGAAUCUCCAUCCGGUAAUUUGACCGGUAUUCAUUCUUCGAAAAUGCAGCCUUCAGGGAAAACUCGCAUGGAUCCAUCUGUGAGAGCUCCUUCUUCGCUAUCAUCGCACCAUCCGGCAUCUGCCUUGUAUAGCGACUCCAGCUACACUUCUUCACCAUCUAUUAACAGCAGUAAUGGACAGGUUUCGCCUGCCCAGAGCAUGGCGGCUGCGGGUUUGAAUAAUAGUGGCUCCAGCCACAAUUCGAUGAAUUCAAACUCGCAUCCGCUCGCCAACAAAGUCCUUCUUGGUGGAAUGGCAUGUAUGCUCGGUGGAUCAGCAAUGGAUGACUUCAGUUACAAUUCUGGAACGGGCCAUAGAGGAUUAUUUGCGAUUCCUGUUGUCUCGUUCGGGUCGGGCGAAACAUUUGCUUUCAACAGCAGCGUAUUUAGACCUUUCUUGGGAUUGGCUAAAGUGCUAACAUGCAUUUAUGUCCUCUACUACACGUUUUUAAGCUCGCUUCAUCUAUAUGCCCUGAGGCAAAAGAAAGAUUCCAGCAAUACUGCAAACCGUGGGUCUUCGGCUUUAUCGAGUAUUGCUUCAGUUGCAACCACAACUCUUAUGAAUCCACACUCUAUUCUCCACUCUCUGGAUCAAACACAGGCCGAACAGUUGCUUGAUGUUCUCUCUAUUUUGAAUGUGCGUUCAUCCAGAUCUUCAAACGGUAACUUUUUGAAGGCCAUGUGCCUGAAAUACGUGUCUGAAACUUUACAGAGUGGUUCAUCCAAGUCAAAUGACUUUCUAUCUGUUGCUAAUCGGCUUAUCGCAACAUUUUUCGUUGAUCCUUUGGGUCGGAGUUACUGGAAACAUGCUUUAAAGAAGGCAAACAGCAUUAGCCAGAAAGGUUCAAAGGACUCAUCUAAUAUUGUUGUUCUUGCGCGGCUUCUUCAAUGCUUCCAAUACUCAGACGUUGAUUUGCAAAACAUCAGUGUUGUUUAUAAUUACAGAGCAGGACUUGUUAGGCUAGUGGCAAUUUACAUAUGCGAAAAGCUCACGGUACGGGCAGAAAAGAGUAUGAUUCGAUGCUUGGCUUUAGAAGACAAACUUGAGCAAAGAUCAAAAGCUACAGACGGCACUUUGAGCGAGGAGGAAGAAGAUGAGGAAGACGAGGAAGUUGAAGUGGCGGAAAGACAUGUUUUGACCAAUGCCGAAAUCAAAAGCGAGAAUAUCACUUCCAGAAACAAAUGCGAGUCCGACUUGAGGCUUAUAAAUACGUUUGAUGAUACCAUACCGAUGGAAUUGAAGUUGAAAGCUGCCAUUCUUCAGUACUUUUUACACCCAGAUGAGGGUGAGCAGUUGGCAAAAUGCUUUGAUUUGGCAAGGGUAUCUGGCCAAAUUUGUGUGGAGUUUGACGUAAAAUUGGCCUUGACUUGUUGUGCUCUCGAGUACAAGCUUAUCAAGACUCCCUCAGAUUACGAGUCGUUGAUUUCAUGGGUGUCGAAACUUCGUCUUCCAAGUUUCACUAGUAACUUCCGAGAAGGCUCGCAACUUUCGCUCUUUGGCUUUGUGUCGCUUUUGAAUGUUUUUAGUGUCCUUACUUAUGAUAUUCUCGAAUGCCUCGAUAAGGUGGAAAAUAAAGAAAGGACCAGUGAUGCUUCUUCUGUAAAUUCCGAGUUUUCAACAUCAUUAGCAGAGGAUUCGGCAGAUGAAGAAUUGGAAACGGGAACAGACAUACCGAAGAUCAAUUUCAAACUUCUUAAUGUUGUUGCAAACAUGAGGAUAUUUGCGGGAAACAACAGACACAUUUCCGAACUUGGUUUAGACGAUGAUUUGAGAAACCAGGUGAUUGAUGAUCUUGUCGGCUACAUUAGCCACUUGAAUGGCCUUUGA
Molecule: messenger RNA, 3264 nt
Organism: Brettanomyces bruxellensis
Lineage: Eukaryota; Fungi; Ascomycota; Pichiomycetes; Pichiales; Pichiaceae
Exons: 2
Coding region: 1-3264 (1087 amino acids)
Molecular function (GO): protein dimerization activity
Source: RefSeq, a predicted model, not a curated record